AUGUCUGGAUCAAAUCCUUUCCGCCGUAGCAAGAUUAUAACAUCCCCGCCCAUCACAAACAGCAGCACCAAUGAAAGUGUUGUUCUUCCGUUGAUUCCGAAUGACGCGAUAACGUUCGGCACAAGCAGCGUCGACGAAGAAAUCAAAAAUCAAUCAUCGUCUCAUCCUAAAGUAGUUCGCAUUGUGACACCGCCUCCGUCUUCUCAACAGCAACCUUCUCCGCCGACAGAUCCAACGUCACCAUCGUACUUCCCCGCAGUGUCCUUUGCUGGGUUGACGACAACACAUCGAGGCUCACCACCACCACCACAACCCAUGCAAUUACAACAAUUGGAAGACUAUGGAGACAGUUCAUCCGACGACUCUAAACCCGACCCAUUUGAUCCGCGAUCUUCCGAUGGUAUUGUGACUGACAAUUCGGCGAUUCUAAACCGACGGUCUUCCAUGGAGCAAUCGGUAGAAGAUCGGUCUACAUUUCCCAGCCGAACUGCGCCGAGGAGAGAGGCGAAACUGACGAAUACACUUGAUGUCGAUGCGUUCACGAGAUUGCUUUUGACGGGUAGCGCGGAAGCCGCGAGCACCACCACCACCCCCGCGAGUGGUCGGACGGCUUCAAAUCCAGAUAUAGUUACAGCUUCUGCCGCGGUUGAGUCGCCAGAUCGCGCUCAGACAUGGGCUGCUACUGAUGAUAGUGUGGAUUAUGAAACGAGACAAACUAGUCCUGAAGCUACAACAGCGUCUACGUUUUCUUCUACUCCAGCGUCAAACGAUAUCCAAAGGACACAGAGUGUUCGAAAGCCAAAACCGCCUCCACCUAGGUCCCAUCAUGGAAAGCCUAUUAAGUCUAACGACUCGGGAAAGACUACGUCCGAUUUUUCAGCACCAACGCCAGCGCUAUCACAAACGCCGAUUGGCUCGCCGUCAGAUCGUCGGGGAUCAACAUCGUCUCAGUCCGUUAAGGUCUCUUCGCCGAACAAUGAACCUCCCAGCGCCGCAGAUGAUGUAUCCUCUUUAGAUCGAAGCUUGUCACGGUCAAAAAGACCGCCUACACCACCUCUUACUAGGCGCCACAGUCAGAUGAGACCCAAUACCAACCGACACUCUAUCACCGAACGGCCGAAUCGAUUAUCUCUACCACCCAAAAGCCCGAGCUCUCAAUCACAGGGCCCUCUAAGUCCAGGCAGUGGGGCAAAGACACCACCACGACCGCCAUUGCGACGCGUUGAGAGACCGGUGUCUGGAAUUCAGGGAGAGGCUGCUAUCUCUCAACUCAAGUCUUCACUGUCGCAAAGCGAGUCUACGCCAGGUGAUCCGCUUUCAUUAGAUGAACAGACUACUCAAGCACCCGCAAUAUCAUCUCCUCCAUCACGAACACCAUCAAUAAAACAGAGUGUUCCGACAACGGGCAUGCUCCCACCACCGCCGCCACCUCCUCGCAGACUUCGAUCGUCGAGCAAGGGUAGUAAUACUACUGUAUCAGUAUCAAUCGAUAAACCGAAUGCGCCGACAACCACAGAACAAGAAAACAUACGGUCAUCGUCUAACGCGCAAGAUAUUCUGGCCGAUCUGUCGCGUCUUCAGCAAGAAGUUGAUAAUUUGCGGGUUCAUUAUGAGGGGAGGAAGGUCAGUCAGUAG
Molecule: messenger RNA, 1635 nt
Organism: Talaromyces marneffei
Lineage: Eukaryota; Fungi; Ascomycota; Eurotiomycetes; Eurotiales; Trichocomaceae
Exons: 2
Coding region: 1-1635 (544 amino acids)
Source: RefSeq, a predicted model, not a curated record